Molecule: messenger RNA, 2242 nt
Organism: Miniopterus natalensis
Lineage: Eukaryota; Metazoa; Chordata; Mammalia; Chiroptera; Miniopteridae
Gene: GTF2H3
Product: general transcription factor IIH subunit 3
Biological process (GO): regulation of DNA-templated transcription; nucleotide-excision repair
Cellular component (GO): transcription factor TFIIH holo complex; transcription factor TFIIH core complex
Source: RefSeq, a predicted model, not a curated record
GGCCGGCCCUGCGGGUGGUCAGCGGGCCGAGCGACCUAAAGCAAGUUACUCUCACUUGCAAACAUGGGAAUACCCUGUUUCAUCUGAUCCGAAACGAUAUUGAUUAUGAAACGUGCUUUUAUGUCAUACGCUGCCGAGGGAAGGGUGCCGCCCACGCCCAGCUUCAUCGCAAGAUACCGCCUGAUUUCAGCAACUGUUACAUGUUAAAAAAAUAAAUAAAAGUAACUGAUGAAAGAUUGCAAUAGGAAGGGACUUUGGAAGGAAGAGGCGGCGCUGGAUUUGGGCCCCAAAGAGUAGAUAAGAUUUGGAUAUGUAAGCAGGAAACAAAGGUGGGGUGAGGAGUGUCCCGGUAAUAGGAGACUGAACUGCAGGAAGGAAGGAAUGGGGCAGGGAAGACAUUAUUGCUUUUUGUUAUUAAAUGAGCGUCCUGGGUUUAUCAUAACAGCAGGUGCUUACAAGUUCCUGUGUCACCUCAGUUAGGGUGUCGGCUCCUUGGGGGCUCAGACACUAUUCUCAAUACCCCACCCUGGUACGUAGUGUGAAUGUUUGUCGAGUGAGUUAAUGUGUUAAGUUAGGCUACUCUGAGUUUGGAGAGUAGCCUAGUUUCUUGCCCAGUAAAAUAUUUUUUACAUAGAAAUUGAUUUUCACCUUUUAAAAACGUUCCUGAUCACAACGGGCCUUGCUGCCAGGUGACUUGAAGUAGUCAGGGCCAGAUGGAUUCCAGAUUCCUCCCUUUAAACCGCACCAACCCCUCACCCAAGGUUUUACUACUGGUGGUUCUUACCGCUAGUUAAUCGGUGCCUUCUACCACUGACCAGGCAUUUAAAAUGCAACAUCUUCAGAUUCAUUUAAUGGAUGUUUAUUACGCAUCCUCUGUGUUAGGCAGUGUGCUAGGAGCAGAGGAUAAGCAGUGACAAAACAGGCAAAAAUUCCCCCUCAUGGAGCUUACGUUUCUAGUGGGGAAAGGUGCAGCAGUGCUUAAAGCAGGUGCGAGAGAGCUUGCUGAGGACCCACAGAGCUUUAGAUGUGUAAAAGAACUCGGCCUUCUGUUAAUCUCCAGAUUGUCAGAUGGCAAACGUGUAAAGGCAUGUAGAAUGUCAGCUUUGAUUCACGUGCAUGAGGCUCAUCUUUUUUAUUUCUGUUACUAUUUUCAGAAGAUGAGUUGAAUCUUCUAGUUAUCAUAGUUGAUACCAACCCGAUUUGGUGGGGGAAGCAAGCACUAAAGGAAUCCCAGUUUACUUUAUCAAAAUGCAUAGACGCAGUGAUGGUGCUGGGGAAUUCUCACUUGUUCAUGAAUCGUUCCAACAAACUGGCUGUGAUAGCGAGUCACAUUCAGGAAAGCCGCUUCCUGUAUCCUGGGAGGAAUGGCAGACUUGGAGACUUCUUCGGGGACCCUGGUAACACUCCCGCUGAACUCAAUCCCUCGGGGAGUAAGGACGGAAAGUACGAGCUGUUGACAGCCGCAAACGAAGUUCUUGUGGAGGAGAUUAAGGAUCUGAUGGCUAAGGGUGACCUAAAGGGUCAGCACACGGAAACUCUGCUGGCAGGAUCGCUCGCCAAAGCUCUGUGCUACAUUCACCGAAUGAACAAGGAAGUUAGAGAUCAUCAGGAAAUGAAGUCAAGGAUAUUGGUAAUAAAGGCAGCAGAGGACAGUGCGCUGCAGUAUAUGAAUUUCAUGAAUGUCAUCUUCGCAGCACAGAAGCAGAAUAUUUUGAUCGAUGCCUGUGUUUUGGACUCCGAUUCAGGACUCCUCCAACAGGCUUGUGAUAUCACAGGGGGACUGUACCUGAAGGUGCCUCAGAUGCUCUCCCUCCUGCAGUAUCUCCUGUGGGUUUUUCUCCCUGAUCAGGAUCAGAGGUCUCAGUUAACUCUCCCGCCCCCCAUUCACGUCGACUACCGGGCUGCGUGCUUCUGCCACAGGAACCUCAUUGAAAUUGGCUAUGUCUGUUCUGUGUGCUUGUCCAUCUUCUGCAACUUCAGUCCCAUCUGCACCACCUGCGAGACGGCCUUUAAGAUCUCUCUGCCCCCCGUACUGAAGGCCAAGAAAAAGAAACUGAAACUCUCCACAUGAUGAUGAAACUUUUUCCCGUCUCCUUGCGUGUGUGUGGAAACUGUGUGUGCAGGGGACUCUCUGUAGGGAGGCUCUGAAGAACACACAGAUUCGUGGAAGAAUCUUUAGUGGUUUCUUACAGGUGCAGUUGUAAAAGGCGCCCUUGUCCCGUCCUCCCGGGGCUGGGUCACC